Poecilia latipinna (sailfin molly) is the source of this 3834-nucleotide messenger RNA. RefSeq names its product repulsive guidance molecule BMP co-receptor b (gene rgmb). Gene Ontology annotation, molecular function: coreceptor activity. Gene Ontology annotation, cellular component: plasma membrane. The record is from RefSeq and is a predicted model, not a curated record. The coding region runs from base 418 to 1830 and encodes 470 amino acids. The transcript is spliced from 3 exons. Lineage: Eukaryota; Metazoa; Chordata; Actinopteri; Cyprinodontiformes; Poeciliidae. Gene Ontology annotation, biological process: BMP signaling pathway.
GAGUGGAGGAGAAAUCCCUGUUUGAUGAGGGGAGGGAGAGAUGUGAUUGUUGGGUGUCGGAGAGGAGGGGAGAGCGAUCAUAAUCAGAGAAAAAGUCGGACCGCCGAGCCAGCGAGCGCUCCUAAAACACGUGGAAGCUGGGAGAAAAGUAAAAGUGUCUUCGGAGGAAAGUGACUUCGCACUUUGUUUUCUUUUUUUUUUUCCUCCUUCAGCCUUCUCCUCCUCUUCCUCCUCCUCCUCCGCCCUGCAUUCCGCGGAGCAGCUGUGCUUUAAUGCCCCUACGCACCCGAGCAGGAGAGGACGGAGAAAAGAGUGAGGAAGAAGAGACAGAAGAGGAGGUGAAGAGGCCUGGACACCACCCGUCCCCGCUCCCUGGGACUCUGUCCACUCUCCCCUCCUGGCCCUGCAUGGACGGGGAUGGGGAGAGCCGGAUGCUGUUACCGCGGGGCUGAGCGCCUCGCGUCCCCGUCUGCGGUGCGCCGCUUCCGGCCGCUGCUGCUGCUGAUCAUCGGUCUCUGCUGCGGUGCUCACAUAGGUCAGUGUCAGGUGGCUACCACCCAGUGUCGGAUCCAGAAGUGCACCACCGACUUUGUGUCCCUGACCUCCCACCUGACGCCCGCUGUGGAUGGCUUUGACACCGAGUUCUGCAAGGCUCUGCGCGCAUACUCAGCCUGCACCCAGAGGACAGCCAAGGCCUGCCGGGGAAACCUGGUUUUCCACUCGGCCCUCCUGGGCAUCUCAGACCUCAUGAGUCAGAGGAGCUGUUCCAGAGAUGGUCCAACUCCCUCCGCGCACCCCGAGAUCCCCCAUGAGCCCUGCAACUAUCACAGCCGCACCCAGCACACCCACACACACUCCCACUCCCACUCCCACGGCCAUGGUCACAGCCGCUCUCGGCCCGGCUACUUGUUCUGUGGGCUGUUUGGAGACCCGCAUCUGAGGACAUUUAAGGACAGCUUCCAGACCUGUAAGGUGGAGGGUGCGUGGCCUCUUAUCGAUAAUGACUAUCUGUCAGUGCAGGUCACUAAUGUUCCUGUGGUUCCUGGCUCCAGUGCAACUGCAACCAACAAGAUCACCAUCAUCUUCAAGCCUUAUGAGGGCUGCACAGACCAGCGGGUCUAUCAGGCCGUCACAGACAGCCUCCCUGCUGCCUUCGAUGACGGAACGGUGAGCAGCGGAGACCCCAUCCACACCUCCUUCGGGGCUGACGGCGUGGCCGGGAAGGUGCGGGCUCUGUGGAUCUCUGAACGCAGCCCCGGGCGCCACGUGGAGCUGCAUGCUGGCUACAUCGGCGUGACUGUAAUCAUUCGCCAGCUGGGGCGCUACCUGACGCUGGCUGUGCGGAUCCCAGAGGAGCUGGCUCAGGCCUACGAUGACACCCAGGACUUGCAGCUCUGCCUGAACGGCUGCCCCAGCAGCGAGCGCAUCGACCAGGCGGGACACCUGCCUUUGCCGCUUGCUCCGCCUGCGCUCGGCCUGCAGCAACAGCAGCUGCGCCGGCCCGGCUACGCCUCACAGACGCAAGCAUACCCCCACGGUGCCACACACGUUUUUGCCGUGGACGGGGCAAAGGAGCGCUGCAGCGAGCAGCUGGAAGUCCUGGACAUCUACUUCCACUCUUGUGUGUUUGAUCUCCUGACUACUGGAGACGCUAACUUCACAUUAGCUGCACACAGCGCCCAGAAGGACAUGGAGAGCCUUCAUCCACACCGGGACAGAUGGAGGAUAUACCCCCGCGGCUCUGCAGCCUCUUACUUCCACUCAGACUCUCAGCGUAUCAAAAAGCUCGCUCUGCUCCUGCUGUGUGCUCUGAGCGUUGUGUUCGUGUGAGAAUGGCGGUCCCUGUGAGCCUGAAUGCAUGUAGGCCCGAGAAUGUGCACUACAAAAGGAGCUUAGAGAGGAUUUGGUUAGCUGAGCACUGAUACUGAGCACUGACGCAGAAAAAAGCAGCACGGGGAAGCCUGGCAGUACUACCUGCAUUUCACCUGGCAGAGUCCGAAUCAUCGAAUGCAACUGACAAUGAGAAACAAUGUUUCAGUGUGGGUGAAUCAUCUGUAAAUAGUCCAUUUUUCUUCCUUAAGUGCACAGUGUGAUCGUGUGUAGAUUGUUUUGUUUAUGUAAUUUUAUGUGACUUUUUUAAAAAAAAUACCUCAGUCAGAGGAAGUUUGUUUUUAACAAAAGCACUUUAUUUUAACAUUUUUUACACAAUGCCAGUCAGUGUUUGUUUUCUUUUUCACCAAAAACCAAUAACUGUUCAAGUAUUGGUUGCUCCUUUUUUGUUUGUUUGUUUGUUUGUUGGCUCCUCUCAGAAUUAAUUGAAUUCAAGGAGCUGAUGCUAAAAUGAACCAUUCUUCCAGCAGCUGAUCUGAGUCAGUCAGCAUCUCAUCUAAAGUCAUUUAAUGUGAGCUUUUCUGUUGAAUGUAUUAGGUUUGUUGUUGCAGCAAAUACCAUCAGUACUACUUGUUUGUUAUUUGAUCCCAGCUGUGUGUGUGUGUGUUUGCAAGAGUUUUGGAUGUUUUUUUUAACAGCUGAUGAAUGUUUGCUUUAUUUUAUGUAACUCACAUUAGAGUUGUUUCAGCCUCUUUGCCAACAUGUAAUGAUUUUAGUGUUUUGUUUAACAGCACUGCAUAAAACAGUUUGUACUUUCCUGUAAGUAAGAACUUACCUUUCAGAACUUUUUUAGAACUUGCCAAGCACUUUCCCUAAAACUUUCCAAGAACUCAAAGUGUACUUUCUGGAACUUAUUAGGUACCUUCCUUCAUCUUUCUUUUAGGAUUCCAAGGAUUUACCACAUAUUUUAUGUGUGUUUGAGCUGGAAAACCAACAAAAAGUCAACAUUGGCCGAUCACAAACCUCCACUAGAGGGCGACAAGAGGUCAUACAGCUGGCUUCAACGUACCUGCUCUCACUUUAUUGACGUUAGAAUGAAAACUUAACUCACCUUAAACAUUUUUAGAAAUUAAAAUGCAAUAAAAUGCAAUAUUAUUGAAACUUACUGAUUACUUUCCAAGAAUUUGCAGAGUAUUUCCUCUUGCGAGUUUUUUUUUUCUUUUCUGAAACUUACUUUCACAACGUAGCUACAUUAUGAGGAGACUUCUUGGUAAGCUCCACAAAACAUCCACAGUAAGUUUCAGAGAGCAAGCUCUGUGAUCCUCGGGGUAGAUUCCUGGAAAGGAACCAGUAAGAUUAUUAAAAGUUCCAGUAAAGGCCCUCUCAUGUACCAGAGACUGACAUGUCACAGGAAAGUACAGACUGCAUUAUGCUGCGCUACCCAUUUUUUGUUUUGAUUUUUACCAAAGACAAAUUGCAUGUCAUAUGUACACAUGAAUCAUGACUCCCCACCAAACCAGCACCUUCAUCCCCUCUCUUUCUAAAACUUGAUACUGUAAACCAGUUUAUCUUGCAGCAAGAUGCUCCAUAUUGGGAUAAAAGUAAAAUCCUGGAGGUAUUUCAAGGAUCUUCAGAUCAUGAAAUGUGUCUGUGUAAGCACUGUGAUGUGGGAAUCAAUGCCUUGUAGAAUUUUUCUGCUCCUACGAAAAUGUAACAUUAUGUAUAUUUAUUCCCAGUUUGUUCAAUCAGCUUUAGUUUUAGCCAUUGUGUGAACUCCUUUCUUCAUGUGAGUGUUGGUUUGGUGAAGAGUGACUGGUCAGUGUUGAAAUACCUUAACUUAUUUAUGAACGUAGUGUCCUGUAGAGGAUGUUAAGCUCCAUAUUCUUGAUGUUGGAUAAUUAUUUAAAUAAAACGUCAGAUGUGAUUGUGCUGCCACCUAGUGGUACUCCCUUGCUACGUCAGUGUGUUACUAAAAGCGCUCAAAAAACUAAAAGAAAGGAAGAA